Molecule: messenger RNA, 5112 nt
Organism: Mustela lutreola (European mink)
Lineage: Eukaryota; Metazoa; Chordata; Mammalia; Carnivora; Mustelidae
Gene: THAP2
Product: THAP domain containing 2
Exons: 3
Coding region: 609-1265 (218 amino acids)
Cellular component (GO): nucleus
Source: RefSeq, a predicted model, not a curated record
GCCCGUGACGUCACUUCCUGCGGCACGCAGGAAACAAGCGUCCAGUUCACGCGAUAAUAAUUAGGACAAAGCGAUGCUUAGUGGGACUUGUAGUCUUUUUUCCCCCUCUGUCUUCGGGUUUGUCGUUCCAACCUCUAUCUCACACCCACCCCCGACUCCAGAUUGGGAUAUCUGGGUGCGUGGCGGGGUGGGCGGUCCCAUUUUUAGUCUUGGCCGCAAGAGUUUCAUAGUGACAGAGGGGUGGGGGAGAGACACUUUUUUCAUUGCUCCGAGGACCGCUGCCAAAGAGACGCAGUAGUCCCACUCCCUUUUUGGAAGCCGGGAGAGGGCGGCUUGUGUCCGCCAUGUUGGUGAAAGUAAACGUAGGCGACCGGAGUUCCAGGACUGUCUGCUUUGCUGGCUGAAGUCCGCCAUAUUAAUAAAGAGACAGGGAGGACUGACACCCCCCCAUCCCCCCAUUGACAAACCCGUUUAUCCCACUCGGCUUUCACGACUCCUCUCGGUGGGCCCGUCCCCUGCCUCGCUUGCCUAGCGUUUGCCCGAAGGAAGCGUAGCAGCCGGCGCCUCAGAACAGGCUUAAGGCAGCGCCGAAUGAGGGGGAAAGGGAAAUGCCGACCAAUUGCGCCGCGGCGGGCUGUGCUACUACCUACAACAAGCACAUUAACAUCAGCUUCCACAGGUUUCCUUUGGAUCCUAAAAGAAGAAAAGAAUGGAUUCGCCUGCUUAGGCGCAAAAAUUUUGUGCCAGGAAAACACACUUUUCUUUGUUCAAAGCAUUUUGAAGCCUCCUGUUUUGACUUAACAGGACAAACUCGACGACUUAAAAUGGAUGCUGUUCCAACCAUUUUUGAUUUUUGUACCCAUUUAAAGUCUAUGAAACUCAAGUCAAGGAAUCUUUUGAAGAAAAACAACAGUUGUACCCCAACAGGACCAUCUAAUUUAAAAUCAAACAUUAGUAGCCAGCAAGUACUACUUGAACACAGUUAUGCUUUUAGGAAUCCUAUGGAGGCAAAAAAGAGGAUAAUUAAACUGGAAAAAGAAAUAGCAAGUUUAAGAAAGAAAAUGAAAACUUGCUUACAAAAAGAACGCAGAGCAACACGAAGAUGGAUCAAAGCCACAUGCUUGGUGAAGAAUCUGGAAGCAAAUAACAUAUUACCUAAGGGCACAUCAGAACACAUUUUACCAACUGCCUUAAGCAGUCUUCCUUUGGAAGAUUUCAAGAUUCUUGAACCUGAUCAACAAGAUAAAACAUUACCAAUUCUAUAAAACAUUCCUUUAAGAGUAGCCCACAAAGAACUUGAUGCCCAUCCUUCAUUCUAUUCAAAGGUAAAAAUAUUUAAGGAAAUUAUGCCAAAAUUGGGUAUUUAAUAAAGUUUUACUUGAAGUACCAUUAUUACUGUAUAAUUUAUGAAGACUUGAUUAUUAAAAAAAUGAAACUUUCUAUGAAACUUAUAUUUGAAAAAGAAUGGAAGUGCCUUACAUGAGAAUUAUGUACUUAAAAAUUUUGCUAGGAAAUUGUAUGUUUACAAGGUGUUUUGUGUUUUUGUCUUUUAAAACUACUUUUAAAGAACUGUCUAUGACAAUGUUUAAUUUCUAAUAGAAAUUUUUUUUUCCUGUACCAAUGUUGGGAUAUUACAUUCUAAAUAGGAUGGUAAGUAAGAAUUAACCAACAUUAAAUAUGACUUUAAAACUGCUGGGUUUUGUAUUAAUUGAACUAUUACUGGCACUGUGAUUGGGAAAUUUUAUAAGGAAAAAGUCUGAGGUACAAGGAAAAUUCUGUUAUUUAAACUUUCUGUGUCUGCUCACUAACAAAAGUGAUAAAAGUCAUGGCCUCCUUCAUGAAAAUAUUAGCUUUUAAAACAGAUUAUAUAAUAUUUUGAAUGUGAAAUGCUCUUGAGUCAUCCAAGCAAGGUAAGGCCUCAAGUAACUGAGACUAGAAAAACUGAUAGCCAGUUGUAUGUUGUGAAAUAAUGUAGACAUUGUGAUCUAGCUUUUACCUUAGUUAAACAAAUAGAUAUAUUUAUAUUACUUUUUUCUCAUAAUAAAAAUUCCACAUUUUCAAUUUUAAAGUUGGUCCACUAAUUAGGCAAUGUGAUGCAAAGUUCCAUGUUAGUAAUAACCUCCUCUACCGCCAUUAAUAUUGUAUGUAUCAAUAUACAUACCAAAACUCGUAAGCUUUUUUUUAACCCCAAAAGUCCACAUUAGGAUUUUAUCACAGAAAAGCACUUACCAAAUUUUAUCUUCACAACUUAUAACUUAAAACAGAAUCAAUUUAUUGUACCUAUCAGCUUGUUUUAUCUCCUUUUUUAACAAGUCAAAUAGAACAACUGUGUCUCAUAAGGGAAGGGAAAUGUAUUUUUCUAUAAAAAUACAUGUGUCUGAUAAAACUAUGAAAAUGCUAAUUAUUUUUAAAAAUAGAAUAUGAGAACUAUGGGGGCACCUGGGUGGCUCAGUGGGUUAAAGCCUCUGCCUUCGGCUCAGGUCAUGAUCCCAGGGUCCUGGGAUCAAGCCCCACGUCGGGCUCUCUGCUCACGGGGGAGCCUGCUUCCUCCUCUCUCUCUCUCUGCCUGCCUCUCUGCCUACUUGUGAUUUCUCUCUCUCUGUCAAAUGAAUAAAAUCUUAAAAAAAAAAAAAAGAAUAUGAGAACUAUGAUAGUUGCCACUUGAACUAAUUAAAGAGUUCACCUUAUUUCACCAGAUAAAUUUUUAAUUUUAGUAAGAAUCCUUUCCUUUAAAUAGCUUUGGGCAAAUCACAUUAAAAUUAUUAAUGCGUAAUAAUCAAGUUACUCAGUUUUAGUUCAAGCUUCUGACACUACCAUAUGAAAGCAACAUGUAUAUGCUGAACCAAAAUUGUUAGAAAUUUUUCCUUUAAGGUAAUGGUUGUUUUAUUUUAUAAAGAAUUUUGGGGAGGGAGGAUUGGGUUGUGUUUGUUUUGUUUUGUUUUGUUUUUGGUGACAUUUGCUUGGAUCCUAUCGGUAGUCUUUUUACAAUAUUAGCAACCUUUCUUUCUUUUUCUUUUUUUAAGAUUUCACCUAUUUAUUUGACACAGAGAGAGAGAGAGAGAUCACAAGUAGGCAGAGAGAGGGUGGGAAGCAGGCUCCCCGCUGAGCAGAGAGCCCCAUGUGGGGCUCAAUCCCAGGACCCUGAAUUCAUGACCUGAGCCAAAGGCUGAGGCUCAACCUACUGAGCCACCCAGGUGCCGCAGCACCCUUUCUUUUCAUAACAAAUGCCUCCCAAGCAACUAGAUUCACAAAGGCAAAGGUAAGAAAAGUCUGUGUGGUUAUCCUGGGGCACUUUAAACAAAUAUUUUUGAAAAUCCUCUUGUGAGUAUUAUAAACCUCCUUAAGUCAUUUUUUCCCAAAUAUUGGACAUAGCUCCUUGAAAUUGUCAUUCCAUCUUUUUUUUCUAAUAUGGUGUCAAAUAUCUCUUCACUUACUGACCAUAGCUUUUAUACCUCAAAAUAAGCUGAGUAAAUAAUCAUCUAAACCUAAACUGUGUUUUCCAAGUAUAAACUCUCAUGUGGUUCAUCACCCCUACCCUAUAUAAAACAAAAUAGUAAUUAAUGCAGGCUCAUUCCCAUCUACAAUAGUAUCUUGAUAUCGUAAUAUAACAUUUUAAAAAUCACAAAAAUAAGACAUAAAAUACAAGCUUUUAGCAAAGUUAACUAGACUUCAUUAUUAUUUGAGACUACUGAAUAAACUACCACUAAGUAAUAUUAAAGUACAUUUUUUUGGUGUUUUGUCCUUGUCAUUUUCACGUUACUGUCCUGAUAACAUGCUCCAAAUUCUCCCUGAAUCAAAUUAUUUCAUUAACAAACAUAAAUCUGUCUACCUUCAAACUAGUCUCAUUCAUAGAGAAAAACCUAAAUCUUUUUAAAUCCUGUUUUCUGUUGUUGAUAAACUUAUCAGUUUGACCACCUACCAUAAAAAUAAAGCAGCUCUUUUUCUUCUGCUGGACCCAACACAUAUCCUCUGUUCAUUUUAUGUGCUACUCAUUCUAUGCCUGCUAGGCACUAACCUCUAUGAAGAACCAGACAAGGGCUAAUGACUUGACUCAAAGAAGACAUGAUUAUCUGCCCUUAAGUUCCUCAAAAGUCUUCUGAGAAAAAAAUAUAUAUUUGUAAUACAAUAUGAUAAAUACUAUUAAAGAAAUCUACGUGAAGUGCUUUGGUAAAUGCUGUUGAAUUGGAAUUUUAAAAGAUAUAAACUUUAGACCUUUUUCCAAAAAACUUUUCCCCUGAAACAAAACUGAUUUCUUCUUAUGACUUAACCAAAGGAGACAGAAGAAUAUCAGAAUUGACCUGAAUUAUAUACAGUGUUCUUUUAAUGAGUUAUAAGACAUUUUUCAACUUCAACUUGAAAAUGAACACUGAACAAAUUGUUAAUGGUAUCAUUUUAACAGGAAAAUACAACUAAAUACUGUAUCAGCCAAGUACUCAAGUUUAUUUGACAUUUGAUAUUUUUAUAAAAUAACAAACUUUGCUAAAAGAUUUUUACAAAUAAUUUAGUUCAGCGUCUGAAGUUUAACAAAUCACUAUGGCAUCCAUUUGAUCUCUUAUUGUUUACAAAUAUUCUGUGCCGUAAGUAGCAUUAUCUCCCAAUUUACAAGUGAAGAAAUCCUUGUUAAUGUUAUUUAUUUAUUUAGAUGUUUAAAAUGUGCCAAGAGGCACAAAGGAUAGAAGUGCCAGCAAUCUAGGAAGUGCAAUCCCUAGAUUGAGCAAUGGUCUUCAGCCUUCAAAUCCUUUGCUUUGCCCUCCACAUUAUAACUCCCAUCCAACAUAUGAAUCAUGUUACUAAAGUAGGACAAGUCGUGUGUCUCAAAAAAUUAAAAUAAAAAAUUUUACAUAUGUAGUUAAGAUCAUCUAUGAAAUCACUGUAGAUCUUUUCUAGGUAGAUUUUAUAAUGUUGGUAAAUUAUCUCAGUUCUCAAUGUUAGAAUACGGGUAAAUUUUAAUGUUGGUAUAAUAGAGAAAAUAGUUCAUCUUUAUGCCAGAAUAUGGGAUUCUGUAGGUAUUUAGACAGUUGAAAACUUCCUAAAAUUAAUCAUUUUAUAAUGUAUAUUAAACAAUUACUAUUGUAUUCUGAGAAUGUUAUUAAAAAUUUUUUUACAAGGAAA